AUGGAUUCAAUCAGUGCUGCUUUGGGAGCUAUCAGUGUCACUACAGAACUAGUUGUGGAAGAACUUGAACCUCACAUUGAAACCUUGCUCACUGCAGUCAGAGAAAAGAAGAGCAGCAUAGCUGAGCAGGUGGUAGAGAGUGGCAUUCUGCCGGUCCUGGCUCAGGCCUUGAGGAGGAAAAGUGCCCUCACUGUACACUCAGCCAGACUGGUGGCUGAGCUCUCCAGGGAGGCCUGCUUCAGAGACAGCUGCUUUGAAACUGGAAUUGUAUCUGCACUUCUGACUCUGCUGCUCAGUGAGAACCAGGAGCUACUGCUGCACACUAGCCGAGCCAUCGGGAGAAUCUGCUGUGACAGCUAUCUGCAGCAGGACAGGCUGUUGAGGCUCGGAGCUGUCCCCAGACUGCUGUCUGUGCUUUUGCAGUAUUGUGAGAAUGAGGCUUUGCUGAGCUCCUGUCUCCUGGCUGUAUGUAACCUGGCUGGAAUGAAUGAACAGGAUGACUCUACACUUGUUUGGGAGAAGAGAAGCAAUUUUGACGAGGAAGUUCAUGUGUUCCAUGGCACCUCUCAGCACUCAUUUGGCUUUGUCUCUGCAGUGACAGUGGUUCGGCUAAACCAGUGGUCCCAUGGACAGCAUUCAGUAAGCGUGGAAGUAGUUCAGAAAUGCUCCACUCUCUUGUGGAAGGAACACAACAGAUAUCGGACUGAACGGCACUCGCUAAGUUUCACAUGCCUGGGUUUUUUACUCAAAUUCUACAAGGUAAUAAAGUGCUCUAUGAGGAACCUUACAAAGAACAGGAGUCAUCUGAGGUCAGCAGUGUUUCACACUUUCUUGUGA
This is a messenger RNA of Tachysurus vachellii, 837 nucleotides long. RefSeq lists its product as uncharacterized. Gene Ontology annotation, molecular function: guanyl-nucleotide exchange factor activity; protein binding. Lineage: Eukaryota; Metazoa; Chordata; Actinopteri; Siluriformes; Bagridae. Gene Ontology annotation, cellular component: cytosol. Gene Ontology annotation, biological process: positive regulation of GTPase activity. The transcript is spliced from 5 exons. The coding region runs from base 1 to 837 and encodes 278 amino acids. The record is from RefSeq and is a predicted model, not a curated record.